UCCGCUCCUCGACCACAGUCAACGUCUAUGGCGGCUAUGGAUACCGUAUAAAACGUGCAUCUGUGUCCGCAUUGUAAGUACACAUCCGUCACCUCUCUAAGCAUGAGUCUCAAGACAUCUUUAACUAGGACUGUAGCAGUCAUUGGCGGGUCCUACGGAGGUCAUUCUGCCGCACAGGUACUCGCUCACGGUCUUCCAGAGAAUUGGCGUGUGGUGGUUAUUGACCGCAACAGCCAUGCAAACCAUCUUUAUGUUUUUCCACGCUAUUGCGUAGUCCCUGGCCAUGAAUUUAAGGCUUUUAUACCUUAUGACCGUAUUUUUUACAAGGCCGAAGAAGGCUCUAUCAUUCCACCGAAGAAUGACCGUCAUCUCAUGCUCCAUGCUACCGUCACGGAUCUCGAGGAGCAUUCGUUGACGCUCUCGAGGGCCAUCCCUGAAAUGGGAGUCAUGGAGCCAAAGCUCACCUUCGACUAUUUGGUGUAUGCCUUAGGCUCUCACCCCCCGGAGCCCAUCGACCUCUGGGGUUCGGUCAACUUGGGCUCCGUUCCAUACGACGGGACGAAGCCCGUUGGCAUGGAAUGGAUGAAGAGCGCCCAGAAGCGCAUACAGGAAGCCUUGAGCGUGUUGAUUGUUGGGGGCGGCGCUCUAGGCAUUCAAUAUGCCACGGACAUAGCUGAUGCAUAUCCGGACAAGCCUGUGACGCUCCUCCAUUCUCGGGAUAGAUUGCUGCCUAGGUUUGAUCCUGGCAUGCACGAGCUCAUUACAUCUCGCAUGUCAGAAUUGGGAAUCCAAGUCAUUCUCGGCGAAAGGCUGGACGUAUCGUCCGUUCCGCCUAGUGCACUCAUCACCACGAAAGAACAUGUGCUCCGUACUCUCUCGGGGAGAGAAAUUCGCGCUGGCUUAGUGCUCCUGUGCACAGGUCAGCGACCGAAUACUGACCUACUCCGUAAAGUGGCUCCUGACUCUAUCAUUGCCGAUGGUCCAAAUCACGGCCAAGUUCGCGUCACCCGGUCAAUGCAAAUCGCAGUUCCAUUGGCGGAACCUUGUUGCUCCGAUGGUUUACACUCCAUUUCACCGCAUAUUUUUGCAAUUGGUGAUCCGGCCGAUGCCUUCGGAGCAUCCAAGCUUGGUUAUUGUGCUCACAGCCAGGGUAUGGUCGCAGCAAAUAACAUACUCAAACUUGUCCAACGCCAGGAAGGAGCUUCCGGGGACGAAACUCUCGGGUCAUACAGCCCUGGACCGCCCGGUAUCAAGCUCUCCGUGGGAUUGACUCAAGCGAUAUAUCAACGCAACGGCACCAUAGGACAAAUGACCGACCAACCUGUGGACUGGGAGGCCGCUUAUAUGUGGCGAGUUUUUGGUCAUCCUGAUGUCCGGUAAGAAUGCUGUAUGUCGAUUCUUUUUAAAUGCUGCUAUUUGCAACAUAGUGCGUUUUCGACGUCUUUCUGUUGCAGGUGUACUGACUCAACCCUGCGGUUUUUGUCAUCGUAGGUUCCAGCCGAUCUCGCUGGAUGACUUAAACGAAUAGAAGUUGGUUAAUGUGUACCUCAGUCCCCGCUCAAUUGAUGAAGUAUAACUUUUGCUGGAUAACCGGUAUCUGGACGACCAGCUUCACCAUAUCUCCGUACGGA
This is a messenger RNA of Phanerochaete carnosa HHB-10118-sp, 1631 nucleotides long. RefSeq lists its product as uncharacterized. The coding region runs from base 103 to 1380 and encodes 425 amino acids. Gene Ontology annotation, molecular function: electron-transferring-flavoprotein dehydrogenase activity; flavin adenine dinucleotide binding. The record is from RefSeq and is a predicted model, not a curated record. NCBI's taxonomy places the organism in Eukaryota, Fungi, Basidiomycota, Agaricomycetes, Polyporales, Phanerochaetaceae. The transcript has 10 exons. Gene Ontology annotation, cellular component: cytoplasm.